AUGGAUCUAUGGUUUCAUUCGAUCCGGAUUUGCUGGUGGAGGGUUUUGUUCCUGAUGAGUGUUUUCCAGGACUAUCUGAGCUCCAUGCUGGACUGCCCGCCGACCUGCAGCUGCUCUCAAACAGAGAUCUAUUGCAAUAAGUCCGACAACGGCCGGUUCUUCCCUUUACUCGCCCUGCAAGACACUGGAAGCAAUGGGACCAGUGUUGACAUAGCAGAGUUAUUCAAAAACAUCUCCUAUAUACACAUAGAGAACUGGACGGGGCUGCAGACUCUGAGAGACGUCGACAUGGAGCUGUACACCGGACUGCAGAGACUAACUAUCAUGAAUUGCAACCUGAGGGUGAUCCAGGCUCGAGCGUUCGCUCAGAACCCACACCUACGCUCCAUAAACUUGUCGAAGAAUCCCCUCACCACCCUGUCGUGGCAGCUCUUCCAGCACCUCCAAGUCUCCGAGCUGCACCUGGACGGAGUGGUGUUCGACUGCGGCUGCGACAUCCGCUGGAUCCAGCUGUGGCAGCAGCGAGGAGAGGCCGGCCUCCACACGCAGCAGCUGUACUGCAGGAACGGAGCCUCCAAGAUACGACUGCACAACAUGUACAUCCACAACUGUGACUUACCAGAGAUCAGUGUGAGCCACAGCAGUGUGUUGGUGAUGCAGGGCGACAAUGUGACGGUGAGCUGCAAUGGAUCUGGAUCACCGCUGCCUGAGGUGGACUGGACCGUCGGCGGCCUGCACUCCAUCAACACCCACCUGUCCAAUGUGUACUGGCCCAACAUCCACUCCAUCAACCUGACGCUGUUCAACAUCAGCCGGGAUGACAACAACUUCCAGCUGACCUGCAUCGCUGAGAACGUGGUGGGGAUGACCAACUCCUCCAUCCAGCUCAACGUGCAAUUUCCUCCGGUCAUCCUGAGACUCGCUGAGCCCGAGCAGCGCCACGAUACCUGCAUCGAGUUCACGGUUCGGGGUUACCCCCAUCCCAAGCUGCGCUGGUUCUACAAGAAAAAGGAGAUCAUCCAGAACGAGUACAUCCGAACCGAGAUGGACUUUUACCAGGACUACCUGGAGGGCUGCCUGACCUUCCAGAACCCAACACACAUCAACAACGGCAACUACACUCUCGAGGCAAGCAACCCUUUGGGAACGGUCGCCAAGACCGUGUAUGGCCACUUCCUCAUGGGCCCGGGCGAUGAAGAAGUUACUUCGACGCCGUCAGAUGGCGAUUCGGGGCGACCAGAUGAAGACACUUUUGGGGUUUCCAUCGCCGUGGGUUUGGCGGGCUUCGCUUGCGUCCUCCUCCUCGUCCUUUUUGUUCUCAUCAACAAAUACGGCCGGCGCUCCAAAUUCGGUAUGAAAGGACCGGUAGCUGUGAUCAGUGGUGAGGAAGACUCGGCCAGCCCUCUUCAUCACGUCAACCACGGCAUCAUCACCCCCUGCACUCUGGAUGCGGGUCCCGAUGCGGUCGUCAUAGGGAUGACUCGUAUUCCGGUGGUGGAGAAUCCUCAGUACUUCAGGCACGGACACAACUGCAACAAGCCAACCACACUAGUCCAGCACAUAAAGCGGAGAGACAUCAUCCUGAAGAGGGAGUUGGGCGAAGGAGCAUUCGGCAAAGUCUUCUUGGCAGAGUGUUACAACCUCAGCCCCACCAAGGACAAGAUGCUGGUGGCUGUCAAGACACUGAAAGAUCCCAACCUGUCGGCAAGAAAGGACUUCCAGAGGGAGGCAGAGCUGCUGACCAAUCUGCAGCAUGACCACAUCGUUAAGUUCUACGGAGUGUGCGUCGACGGAGAUCCUCUCAUCAUGGUGUUCGAAUACAUGAAGCACGGAGACCUCAACAAAUUCCUCAGAGCCCACGGCCCAGACGCCAUGAUCCUGGUCGACGGACAGCCACUGCAGUCCAACGGAGAGCUGGGCCUUUCCCAGAUGCUUCACAUCGCCACCCAGAUCGCCUCGGGCAUGGUCUACCUGGGCUCCCAGCACUUUGUCCACAGAGAUUUGGCAACCCGUAAUUGCCUUGUGGGCAAUGGCCUGCUGGUCAAGAUUGGAGACUUCGGCAUGUCCAGGGACAUCUACAGCAGUGACUACUACAGGCUCUCCCUCCCCAGAGCAGCCCAAGUCCCCCCACACCGGCCCUCGCGCACUCAUGCGAGGGUGGAGAGGUUUAGCAGUGUGCGUGGCAGCUGGGCCAGUUCGGACCUUGCUGGGGGCAACGCCAGCAGUUAUGAAGCACUUGCCUGCUGGGUUGGAGGACACACCAUGCUACCUAUUCGCUGGAUGCCCCCGGAGAGCAUCAUGUACAGGAAGUUCUCCACGGAAAGCGACGUCUGGAGCUUUGGAGUCAUCUUGUGGGAGAUCUUUACCUAUGGGAAGCAGCCUUGGUUUCAGCUGGGUAACAACGAGGUUAUUGAGUGCAUAACCCAGGGCCGGGUUCUGGAGAGGCCACGGAAUUGUCCUAAAGAGGUGUACGACAUCAUGCUGGGCUGCUGGCAGAGGGAACCGCAGCAGCGACUGAACAUUAAGGACAUGCAGAAGGUCCUGUUCGCCAUGGGGAAAGCCACGCCGGUGUACCUGGACAUCCUGGGCUAG
Messenger RNA from Cyclopterus lumpus (lumpfish), 2592 nucleotides. RefSeq names its product neurotrophic tyrosine kinase, receptor, type 3b (gene ntrk3b). Gene Ontology annotation, cellular component: plasma membrane; signaling receptor complex; axon. The record is from RefSeq and is a predicted model, not a curated record. Bases 1 to 2592 code for a protein of 863 amino acids. The transcript has 18 exons. Gene Ontology annotation, biological process: regulation of phosphatidylinositol 3-kinase/protein kinase B signal transduction; protein phosphorylation; cell surface receptor protein tyrosine kinase signaling pathway. Gene Ontology annotation, molecular function: neurotrophin receptor activity; ATP binding; neurotrophin binding. NCBI's taxonomy places the organism in Eukaryota, Metazoa, Chordata, Actinopteri, Perciformes, Cyclopteridae.